This is a messenger RNA of Pteronotus mesoamericanus, 693 nucleotides long. RefSeq names its product small transmembrane regulator of ion transport 1 (gene STRIT1). NCBI's taxonomy places the organism in Eukaryota, Metazoa, Chordata, Mammalia, Chiroptera, Mormoopidae. The record is from RefSeq and is a predicted model, not a curated record. The transcript has 3 exons. Bases 110 to 217 code for a protein of 35 amino acids. Gene Ontology annotation, biological process: regulation of ATPase-coupled calcium transmembrane transporter activity; regulation of slow-twitch skeletal muscle fiber contraction.
CAGCUGCUGCACUCUUCAGAUAAUCUAUUUAAAGUUCAAAGCCAGACGCUGGAUGACAAUAACAAAGAGGUAAGCCUGGCUCUGACCAACCCACCCAACAACAGGAAGAAUGGCUGAGAAAGCAGAAUCUAUGUCAUCACAACUUCUGGUUCCCAUUCUUCUCCUGAUUGGAUGGAUUGUGGGCUGCAUCAUAAUGGUUUAUGUUGUCUUCUUUUAGAAAGCUAAAGCAUGGGCUAUAAACUCCAAUGCCUGUGGGGCCCAGAUGAGAAAAGAGUAAAGCUGGUCCAGGAGAAACCGGUGACCUGGAAACAAAUGCCCCAUCGGAAGCAGGAAGGCGCAGCUCAUCUGGAGCAAGAUUUUGGAAUGUGAAAACUUCAGACCAAUUUGGUCAGAUCUUCCAACUUUUCAGGAGAUUCUGAAAACUUCUACUUUUUAAAUGUCAAAUAUAUGUAUUGAAAAUGCUUUGUAUUAAUUUUUUAAAAAAUGAUAUGGGGGUCAGACACAAGGGUCUAUGUUACAUCCUCAAACCUAGCACUUAAGUAUCCCUUUCUCUGGUAGCACAGGGAUGAUGGGUGUAGGGGAGGCCUUUCUCUGAAGUGUUGCGCCACGAGACAGUGUUCCCCGGGACAUCUUCUUCCAGGGUUACUGUUUAUUUGCCCACUGGCAGAUUCGUGGCUCUUGUACGAUACCUGG